Gymnodraco acuticeps is the source of this 1671-nucleotide messenger RNA. RefSeq lists its product as uncharacterized. The record is from RefSeq and is a predicted model, not a curated record. The coding region runs from base 6 to 725 and encodes 239 amino acids. Lineage: Eukaryota; Metazoa; Chordata; Actinopteri; Perciformes; Bathydraconidae. Gene Ontology annotation, cellular component: ribonucleoprotein complex. Gene Ontology annotation, biological process: retrotransposition. The transcript has 2 exons. Gene Ontology annotation, molecular function: single-stranded RNA binding.
CCGAGAUGCAGUCUAAAGAACUACGACGUGAAAUAAGCCAACUGAGGGACGAGCUGAGAUCCGCCGUUGACCGCGUCAGCAGCCGCACCAAGUGUUUGGAGGACCGGGUCGAGAGCCUGGAUACUGCCGCUAAUGAUCACUCGGACCUCAUUACCACUCUCGAACGAGACGUGCAGCAGCUAAAAAAGGACAUGAAAAUCUUCUCUGACAGGAGUGAGGACCUGGAGGCGCGGUCUAGGAGGUGCAACCUCCGCAUCACCGGGAUACAAGAAAAACGGGAGGCAGGGAAGAACCCAACUGACUUUGUAGCUAAACUACUCCAGGAAACGCUGGGCUUAGAAAAAGAGCCACUACUAGACAUAUGCCAUCGCACCCUACGGGAACGGCCCCAGGAGGACCAGCCACCCCGCGCCUUUGUGGUAAGAUUUCACUAUUACCGGGAGAAGGAAGCGACCCUCCGCAAGGCAGCCACGGCCACAGAUCCGACAACGUCACACGGAGACAGGAUCAGAGUAUUCCCCGACUAUACCCAAGCAGUCGCGAAGCAGAGAGCCGCCUUCAGGGAUGUGAAAGGCAUGCUAAGAGGCUGUGAUGGUGUCAAGUACGGACUGUGGUAUCCCUCGGUUUUGCGGAUCACAACGGCCGAUGGAAAGCGACACAGUUUCACAGACCCGGGGGAGGCGAAGGACUUUGUUUUGAGGAACGUGGCUAAACAGAGCGGCUAAGAUGCUAGGGGGCUAGAUUACUGUCCAAGGUCCCACAAUGACCCAGGCAAACAGGGCACCGAGUGUGGGUAAGGCGGCAACUACUUUGGUUAGCUGGAAUGUUAGAGGUCUCAAUCAUCCAGUAAAGCGCAGCAAAGUGUUUUCCCACCUCCAGAAGCUAAAAGCAGACAUAGUAUAUCUCCAGGAAACUCAUUUACGUACUUCUGAUCACUCUAGACUCAAGCGGGGUGGUUUCUCUCACAUUUUCCACUCCAAAUUCAACACCAAAUAUAGGGGUGCAGCGAUCCUGAUAGUAGGCAUGUGCAGUUUGUGGAAUCUAAAGUAAUUGCAGAUACAAAUGGCCGCUAUAUCAUAGUGCAAGGUCAAUUGUACAACACACCUGUUGUGCUUGCAUGUCUCUAUGCUCCCAACUCAGAUGAUGCCGAUUUCUUUAGCAAUUUCUUCUCUCUGCUCCCGGAUUUGAACUCCCAUCACCAAAUUUUGGGGGCAGACUUUAACUGUGCCCUCAAUCACACUCUGGACCGCUCCACUGUCUCCUCUAGACCACUGUCAAACUCAGCUCGAGUGGUGAACUCCUUUGUUGAAGAAUACAGGAUGGUGGACCCAUGGCGAUUUAAGAACCCAACAUCGAAACAAUUUUCAUUUUUUUCUACAGCGCAGCAGUCAUUCUCCAGAAUAGAUUACUUCAUUUUAGACAAAAAGUUACUCUCUGUGCUUGAGUCCAGUGACUAUGAGAGCAUUGUUAUUUCUGACCACAGCCCAGUGACCAUGAAACUUUGUUUUCCAAACCAUGUACCACCACAAAGGAUCUGGCGUCUAAACCCACACUUAUUAUUAGAUGAAGAUUUUAUUAAGUAUAUUUCCACGCACAUCGAUACCUUUCUUGAAAUAAACCGUCAACCAGAGAUGAGUAUAGGCACUGUAUGGGAGGCCAUGAAGGCUUAUC